Molecule: messenger RNA, 1356 nt
Organism: Periconia digitata
Lineage: Eukaryota; Fungi; Ascomycota; Dothideomycetes; Pleosporales; Periconiaceae
Source: the annotation of a GenBank genome assembly
GUAUCGAUGAUGUUUGGUUGUCCUGGUUGCGCUUUCCCGAUCAAUCUUUUGGGGGUCGCGUGCUCGCUUGUUGGCGGAUACGUCAGGAUGAACCAGGAGACGCGCCUUCUCAAAGGUAGCUCGUUGAAGAGUAGGACAACAGAUUCAAGAACAACAGCCUUUUUCAUGCCCCCAUCAUAUAGUAAACUUCUAAUUGUACACAUAGCAGCAAGUUUCACUAUGCUGUCACGAAAGAAGCAUGGAAAUAGGCGCGUGAGCUUUUCCAAUGCAUUGCCGGUAGAUUACUACCCCGCGCCGAAUUCGGCCUCUCCCAAAUACACGCAACCACACAUCUCCAAGAUGUCGAAGCCAAAAGUUGUGGUAACACGCCAGCUUAUCGAUCAAGCUCAAGCCCUCCUCGAUUCGAGAAACGAUUUAGACAUCGUACAAUGGAAUUCGGAAAAGCCCGCCCCCCGUGAGUGGCUCCUCGAAAACGCCAAAGAUGCAUCCGGGAUUCUCGUCAUGUUAAGCGACAAAGUCGAUGAAGAACUCCUUGCGGCAGCCGGAUCUCAACUCCGCACCAUUGCCUCGUUCUCUGUAGGGACGGAUCACGUGGACACGGCUGCGCUCAAGAAGCGCGACAUCAGGCUCGGAUACACACCGACCGCGCUCACGGAUGCGGUGGCCGAUUUGACUGUUAUGUUGAUACUCAUGGCGCAAAGGCGGGCAGGCGAAUCGAUGGGGAAAGUCUUGAAAGGCGAGUGGCCGCAAAUGCCGUGGCACCCGCUGCUCAUGACAGGGCCGCAGAUUGGCGGGUCGACGGUGGGUUUCUUGGGAUUCGGUAGAAUUGCGCAAGCGACGCUGAAAAGGCUGUUGCCGUUCGGAAUCAAGAAGGUCGUCUACUUGACUUCUAAACCUGGGCAGCCGGCCAAGGAGGAUCAUUUCGGCUUGCUGGAGAACCCAUCGAUACCGGUUGAACCCGCGGAGAACUGGGAGCAGUUGGCCGGUGAAAGCGACGUAGUUGUUGUAGGAUGCGCGCUCACGCCGAGCACCAAGCACAUAGUCAGCAAGGACUUCUUCAUGAAGAUGAAGAAGAUGGCCGUACUCGUGAACAUUGCUCGCGGACCUGUUGUCGAUACGAAUGCGCUUGUGGAGGCAUUGGAUACAGAGCAGAUAUUCGGUGCUGGACUGGACGUGAUCGAGAACGAGCCCAACAUUCCCGCUGAUCAUCCGAUUCUCAAGCAACCUCGAUGCGUCCUGUUGCCACACAUUGGCUCGGCGACAAUUGCUACGAGAGAGCAGAUGGCAGAAGAGUCGGUGGAGAAUCUACUUGCAGGCUUGAAAGGAGAAGCCAUGGUGAACGAAGUGCAACUGUAG